Scomber japonicus (chub mackerel) is the source of this 2212-nucleotide messenger RNA. RefSeq lists its product as uncharacterized. The record is from RefSeq and is a predicted model, not a curated record. The transcript has 10 exons. Bases 130 to 1428 code for a protein of 432 amino acids. Gene Ontology annotation, molecular function: flavin adenine dinucleotide binding; NADP binding; N,N-dimethylaniline monooxygenase activity. NCBI's taxonomy places the organism in Eukaryota, Metazoa, Chordata, Actinopteri, Scombriformes, Scombridae.
CGCAGGUGUUACACUGAGAACGGUCCUCCGACACAACGGCUGCUCGGUGUUUCAUGUGAUGUUAAUGUUUUACUCCGCUAACAGUCGGACAGCGGGACGGAUAAAGGCUGACAGCCACUACGGGUGAGGAUGGCGUUGCAGAGGGUAGCAGUAGUCGGUGCCGGUGCAGCAGGACUCUGUGCAGCCAGACACAUCCUGUCUCGUCCUCACAUCUUCGCUCCUCCCGUCGUGUUCGAGCAGAGCGACGACGUCGGCGGUACCUGGCGCUACGAGGAGCGAGUCGGUACGUACGACAACGGACGGCCGAUCCACAGCAGCAUGUACAGAAACCUCAGGACCAACCUGCCCAAAGAGGUGAUGAUGUUUCCAGACUUCCCGUUCGACCCUCAGCUGAGCAGCUUCCUGCCGCAUCAGGAAGUUCAGCGAUACCUGCAGAGUUACUGCGAGAGUCACGAUAUCCGAGCCAACGUCCGGUUUAACACCAUAGUGGAAAGUGUGAAGCCGGUUGUCGUGACAACAGGCGGCGAGAAAGAGAGAACGACAUGGGAAGUGACAUCAUCUGAUUCAUCAGGUUGUCAGAAAACGGAGACGUUCGACUCGGUCUUCGUGUGUUCGGGGCAUUACUCUGACCCUCACAUCCCAGACAUACCAGGGAUAGACAACUUCAAAGGUCAGGUGCUCCACAGUCACUCGUACAGGCAUGCAGAGCCGUUCUCAGGUCAGUCCGUCGUGGUUCUGGGAGCCAAAGCUUCAGGACUGGACAUCUCCAUAGAGCUGGCUAAAGUCGGCGCUCAGGUGACUCUGAGUCACGGUCGUCCUCGUCUCACCUUCCCUCUUCCUGCCGGGAUCCAGCAGUCUAGUCCGAUGGUUUCGGUGGACGAUGACGGCAGGAUUCGCUUUCAGGACGGCUCGGUGGGCGCGGCUGACGUCCUGCUGUUCUGCACCGGAUACAACUUCAGGUACCCGUUCCUGGACCCGGCGGCUCAGCUGGGUCUAGAGAUCCAGGACCAGGUGGUGGCUCCUCUGUACCGCUUCAUCAUGCCCCCCGCCUUCCCCUCGCUCUUCUUCAUUGGCAUCUGUAAAAUCAUCUGCCCCUUCCCCAACUUCGACUGCCAGGUCCAGUUCUCUCUGGCCGUGCUGGACGGCUCGGUCACGUUGCCGUCUCGGGCUCAGAUGGAAGACGACGCCCUGCGAGAGCUGCGUGAGAAGGCAUCGCGAGGAGUCCUGCAGCGCCACCUGCUGAUAAUGGACAAGGAUCAGUGGGGGUACUGCGAGGCGCUGGCUCGCUCCGCCGGCUUCCCCCCGCUGCGGCCGGUCGUACGAAGCCUGUACGAAGAGGUUUGGCAACAGCGACGAAUUCACCCCGAAAACUACCGCAGCAACAACUACCGACUGAUCAGUGACACCCAGUGGGAGCUGAUCCACUGAUGGAAGAGACCCAACAUUCCUCCACGAGCAACACUUGACCACAACGGAAAGGAAAACUCCCCUUAAACAGGAAGAAACAUCAUGUAACGCUUUUAUCCAACGACGCUCCUGACCAGCAGGAGAAGUUUGGGUUUCGACAUCAGGAUCAAUCUGCAGACCUUGUAACUUGUUGCUCUACCUCCGGCUGCCUCACACUGACCAAACAGUCAAUGGUCAGCUUGUCUGUGAAGGCUGUUGCUGACAAACUGGCCAAACUAUGAAACUACAACUUCUUGGACCAAAAAACAUUUUUCCUGCACUUAAUCAUGAGAAACGGAGCGUCUGUAAAACGGUGGAGACGUUUCCACUGAGAAAUGACUCAGAAUCUGAUCCCUUUGGUCUGAUCAUGUUGGGAAAGUCUAGAAACCACUGCACCAUUUAAUUGUUUUAUCCCCGAUUGGAGUUAGCUCUAAUUAGCUACCAGUACUCUAUGAUCUACCAGCACAUUGUCCCCAUAGAGAACAAUACAAGUUCAUCCAGGGGUUUGCUUUACAGGAAGCAGGAAACUCUUUAUCUCAAUGGUUGGAGCUUGUUUAGAAGUGAAGACAUGAAGAAGUGGAAGUUGAAUAAACACUCAUUAGGUGUGUUUCCAUCCAGACCUUUGAUGUAUUUGUUCUGGGAUGGAAACAAAAUUAAUUCACAUUUUCUUUCAUAAUUUUUCUGACGUUCUGAUUAUAAUCACUGCAUUUGGAUGUAAACACUAUCUGCUCGUUGUGAUCAUGUAACUUCUGCCUUUGAUUGAAAG